CAGACCUAAACGCUGCAAAGAAACCGUGAAGCGGCGAAUCUGUAAAGGAAGCCAUGACUACGAAGGAGGGACAGAGCAGGAAACGGAAGAGGGCAAGACGACACCGGGAACCGCCGCAGUCGACACACACGACGGAGCAUAAACGAGAAACCCAUCAACGAGAACAUGCUCGCCAAUCCUCUGCUUCUGCAAUGCCACCCAAAUCCUCUUCUUCUUCUUCUUCUUCUUCCUCUUUUCUCGACAAGAUUAAAGCCAAGUUAGCUGGAGGACACUUCAGGAUGAUCAAUGAAAAGCUCUACACUUGCACGGGUGAAGAAGCACUCAAAUAUUUCAAGGAAGACCCUGCAUUAUUUGAUAUGUAUCAUACAGGAUAUCAAGAGCAAAUGUCACAUUGGCCGGAGCAACCAACACCCCUUGACUCUGCCUCAGUAGAUGUUGCAGUCUUCUCUCUUUCAUUGAUGGGGACUAACUUUUCUAAUUACCUUAAGGAGGCACACAGAGUUCUCAAACCAAGUGGUUGGCUUUUGAUAGCAGAGGUCAAGAGCAGAUUUGAUCCGAGCAAUGGAGGAGCAGACCCAAAUAAAUUUUCUACAUCUGUUUGUGAUCUUGGAUUCACCUCAAUGUCAAAGGACCUCUCAAAUAAAAUGUUCAUUUUACUAUACUUCAAGAAAAAGGAGAACCAAAAGUCAAAAAAGAAAGAAAUCGAAUGGCCUGAGUUGAAACCUUGUUUGUACAAGCGUAGGUGAGAUAAAGAGGCACAAAAAUACAACUCAUUUUCUGCUAUGUGUCCAAAAUUUUGUCAGCUGCUUCCGUAUCUACAUUCUGCAAUGUGAUUUUGAUAGUUGGAGAUAUAAAUUGACUAUCAUUUCAAUGUGUUGGAUGAACUUAGACCAGACUCCCACAAUUGGGCCUGAAAUACCCCGCAGAAAAAAAGGGUCUCUAGAGG
Rubroshorea leprosula is the source of this 946-nucleotide messenger RNA. The record is from the annotation of a GenBank genome assembly. Lineage: Eukaryota; Viridiplantae; Streptophyta; Magnoliopsida; Malvales; Dipterocarpaceae.